Anopheles coustani is the source of this 1899-nucleotide messenger RNA. RefSeq names its product putative polypeptide N-acetylgalactosaminyltransferase 9. Gene Ontology annotation, cellular component: Golgi apparatus. Lineage: Eukaryota; Metazoa; Arthropoda; Insecta; Diptera; Culicidae. The transcript is spliced from 4 exons. The coding region runs from base 1 to 1899 and encodes 632 amino acids. The record is from RefSeq and is a predicted model, not a curated record.
AUGUCAAAGACUUCGACCUGGUCAUCCGUCUCUUACCUGCAGGGGACUAAUCGGGGUGCCGAGUGUGGUGCGAAUGAAGUCACCUCGUCGACGCUUAUCGUUCCAGAAGCGCGUCCGAGUUCCCGGCCUCAGUCUUUCAUUCAAACACCUUCGGAACUCGUCCCUCCCGCGACAAUGCUUACCGCCAAGCAUUUGUUCUUUGUGCUAGUGAUGUCACUCGUUGGACUUGCCUUUUGGAUCACCAAAGUGGAACACGAUCCUCGAAGUCGCGAGCUAGAGGAUGCGGAAUCCACUGGCAAGUUUGAAGCUGAACCCGUCGAUCCUGACGAUCCUGACGAUCCCGAUUUCUCGCUUGGUGACAUGGGAAUGCCGGUGAUCCUACCGUCGAAUCUUUCCCCCGAAGUGCGCGCACUUGUGCAGAAAGGCUGGGACGAGCAGGGUUUGAAUCAGUACGUGUCGGAUAUGAUACCCCUCCGGCGGCGUCUGCCAGACGUGCGAAGUAGUUGGUGCCGUAGCCAGGAAUUGGAGCGAAGGCAGCGUGGACUCAGUCCGGGCACGUUACCCCGUUCGUCGAUCGUGAUCGUGUUCUACAACGAAGCGUGGUCGGUGCUACUUCGAACGGUGCACUCCGUGAUCGAUCGAACACCGGACGAGUUGAUCGAAGAAAUCCUUCUCGUCGACGACUUCUCCUCGAUGAGUCACCUGCGGGAUCCACUGGACGAGUAUAUCCAGCAGUUCCCCAAAGUGCGCGUUCUCCGGUCGCCCGAACGGGUGGGACUUAUAAGGGCGAGGUUAAUCGGUGCGAAAGCUGCCCGGGCAUCCAUCCUUACAUUCCUCGACGCGCACUGUGAAGUUAUAGACGGCUGGCUGGAAGCACUGGUCGCUCACGUGGCACACGACGAAACGAUGAUCGCCAUUCCGGCCAUCGAUUGGAUACACGAGGACACACUUGCCCUGAACGCGCAGAACUCCAUCCGUUACUAUGGUUCCUUCGACUGGACGCUCAACUUUCAGUGGCGCAGCCGGGAGGGGCGGACGGCGGUCCCAUCAGGCAAUGGCACCCGGGUGGACCAGCCCGCUGCCCCGUACGACACACCGACCAUGGCCGGCGGGCUGUUUACCAUCCAUCGGGCGUUCUUCGAGCGGCUCGGUUGGUACGACGAGGGUAUGCAGAUCUACGGUGGCGAGAAUAUGGAGCUCUCCUUCAAGACGUGGAUGUGCGGGGGUCGGAUGCAGAUCGUGGCGUGCUCGCGCGUUGCCCACAUCCAGAAGCGGGGCCAUCCGUACCUACGCCAGGUCGACCGAGGGUACAAGCUGAUCAAACGCAACUCCAUCCGGGUGGCGGAGGUGUGGCUGGAUGAGUACGCCGACUACUUCUACGAGACGUUCGGUGGGCGUGACAAGCGGGGCCAGUUUGGGGACGUAUCCGCACGGAAGGAGCUUCGCCGGAAGCUCCAAUGCCAACCGUUCCGCUGGUACCUGGCGAACGUAUUCCCGGAGCAGUUCGAUCCGAGCAAAGCCGUCACACGGGGCGAAAUCCGAUUCGGUGGAAACCCCGAUAGCAGCCAGCCCACCUGUCUGGACUGGCCGACGAAGCUAAAUUUGGCUCGAUGUCACGGGUGGGGAGGUCACCAGCUGUGGUACCUGACACGAACCGGUGAGGUCACCCGGGAGGAUCACUGUCUCGAUUACGACGGCAAAAACUUGGACAUGGUCCGGUGUCACGGGCUCGGUGGUAAUCAGCAGUGGACCUGGGAUCCGCAGACCUUUCUACUGCGAAAGCUCACGUACGAUCGGUGCUUACAGUGGACCGGUGGUGAGUUCACGCUCGCAAUAUGCGACGCGAACGUGCGCGACCAGCGCUGGCUAAUGCAGAACUAUCAGCCGAACAAUCUGUGA